Molecule: messenger RNA, 2560 nt
Organism: Branchiostoma belcheri (Belcher's lancelet)
Lineage: Eukaryota; Metazoa; Chordata; Leptocardii; Amphioxiformes; Branchiostomatidae
Product: protein O-mannosyl-transferase 1-like
Exons: 19
Coding region: 12-2480 (822 amino acids)
Biological process (GO): protein O-linked glycosylation via mannose
Cellular component (GO): endoplasmic reticulum; membrane
Molecular function (GO): dolichyl-phosphate-mannose-protein mannosyltransferase activity
Source: RefSeq, a predicted model, not a curated record
CCAGAGAAGCCAUGCCCUCUCACCACCAUAAGAAGAACAGAGACCCCCACAGAAGUAAACAUUCACACAGGCACCAUGUGACACCCAAACAACAAGACCGUACUGCUAGUACAUCUGAGGAGACUAGGGGUGUGGAUGAUGAUGACAACAGCAGCCUGUCAGUAGAGAGAGAAGAUACCAGCAGCCUGUCAGGGAACGGGUCAGAGGUCGGCAGUGUUGAAUCUAGAGACCAGGGAGAUGGGGCAUCUGCCAUUGAGCCCAGCCUGGACAGUGCAGCUGUGAAGUGGGUGGGGCCAGUCAGAGCACCCCUCCUGUCAAUCAAGACAGAAAUCAACAUCCCAUUGGUGCUGUUGACUGUUGUUGCCAUGGCAACUAGAAUGUGGAGACUGGAGUAUCCCAACAGUGUGGUGUUUGAUGAGAUGCACUUUGGCAGGUUUGCCAGCAUGUACAUCAGGAGAACAUUCUUCUUCGAUGUCCACCCUCCAUUAGGGAAACUCAUCAUUGCUUUUGGAGCCUACCUCGGUGACUUCAGUGGGAAUUUCACCUGGGAGAGAAUAGGAGCAGACUACCCGUCGGCUGUCCCAGUGUGGUACCUGCGACUGUUCCCUGCCUUGUUUGGUAGUCUGCUGGUACCGCUGACCUACCAGACCACAGUAGAACUGGGGUACAACCACUGGACGGCUACCCUGGCUGGGGGCAUGGUGCUGUUUGAAAACAGUCUGGUAACCCAGAGCAGGUUCCUGUUGAUAGACAGUUUCCUACUCUUCUUCAUCCUGGCCACUCUGCUGUGUCUGCUCAAGUUCUGGAGACUCAAACAUAGUCCCUUUUCUCCAUCAUGGUGGGCCUGGUUGGCUGGAACUGGUGCCAUGUUAGCCUGUGCCUGCAGUGUGAAGUAUGUGGGUGUCUUCACUGUCCUGUUAGUCGGGGGGAUGAUCUUUCAUGAACUCUGGACUUUGAUAGGAGACAAGAGGCUGACAGUGCAUGACCUUACGUCCCAUUUCCUGGCGCGUGCUGGCCUGCUGGCUGUCCUCCCUGUGCUGCUGUACCUCCUGCUGUUUAACCUCCACCUGGAGCUGGCCAACAGGAGCGGGCCUCACGAUGAGAUGAUGACGAGUGCCUUCCAGGCUACAUUAGAGGGUGGUUUAUCGAGAAUAACCAAGAGCCAGCCCGUCAGUAUAGCGUACGGUUCCCAGAUCACGUUACGCCACACCCACGGGAUGUUCCUGGGCCGGCCCUGCUGGCUCCACUCCCACCUCUCCACCUACCCCGUCCGUUACCAUGACAACCGAGGCAGCUCCGCCCAGCAGCAGGUCACAUGUUACAGCUUCAAGGACAUCAACAACUGGUGGAUCGUCAAGGACCCACGCAGAACGACCCUGUAUGUGGACGACCCUCCCAAGCUGAUCCACCAUGGUGACAUCAUACAGCUGGUACAUGGGACGUCCUCCAGGGCUCUCAACAGUCACAAUGUGGCAGCCCCCGUGUCACCCUACAGUCAGGAGGUCACAUGUUACAUUGACUACAACAUCAGCCUACCUGCACAGAAUCUGUGGAGAGUGGAGUUAGUGGACAGUGCAGAUGAAGGUGACACCUGGAAAAGUAUCCAGUCUCACAUCAGGCUGGUUCAUGUCAACACAACUGCAGCACUCAAGGUGAGUGGACUACAGUUACCAGACUGGGGGUUCCACCAGCUGGAGGUGGUGUCUGACAGGCUCAUCCAGCAGGACGCUACUGUCUGGAACGUGGAGGAACACAAGUACACACAAGUGGAUCAGGCAGAUGUUGUUGGCAACAAUGAAGAGACGUUUAAUCAGGCGACAUAUGAGGACACCAUGGACGACCAGCCCCUCAUGGGCUUCCUGGGGAAGUUUGCAGAACUGCAGUGGAAAAUGCUGUCUACCAACAAGGAGCUUCAGCAGGAACACAAGUACUCAUCCAGCCCUGCAGAAUGGCCGCUCAUGGAGAGGGGCGUGGCCUACUGGCUACAUCCUAGAACUAAUGCACAGAUCCAUUUCAUGGGGAACCCUCUGGUGUGGUGGUCUGGAGUGGUGGGAAUUCUGGGAUACGUGGCUCUGCUGGGGGUAUUUCUGGUGCGCAGGAGGAGGGCGUGUUUCGACAUGGACGAUGAGUCCUGGCAGAGGUACAUCCUUACAGGAGAGUUAGUGCUGGGUGGCUGGGUGCUGCAUUAUGUACCAUUCUUCCUCAUGGAGAGAACACUGUUCCUGCACCACUACCUCCCUGCACUGGUCUUCAAAAUACUCCUACUCGCUGUCAUGGUAGAAAACAUCCACACACAUGUACUCAGAUGGCCUGUCCACAGACAUGUCUUCUCAGCCCUCUGUGCUGUCUGGGUCACUUGUAUAUACUUCACAUACAGGAAAUUUGCCCCACUGACUUAUGGGAACUCUGACCUGUCAGCUGAUGAGGUCACCGACCUCAAGUGGUUGGAAUCAUGGGAUUUACUCAUCCAAGUUUUAUGAGGAAUGUACCAAGGUGGAAAGAAAAGGGGGUUUCUCAAUCCUGUUCUUUAAAAGAUGAAUACAACAACUUAAAGACACAA